This is a messenger RNA of Coccidioides posadasii C735 delta SOWgp, 1038 nucleotides long. NCBI's taxonomy places the organism in Eukaryota, Fungi, Ascomycota, Eurotiomycetes, Onygenales, Onygenaceae. The record is from RefSeq and is a predicted model, not a curated record.
AUGCGUACCCCAUCCUUCCCCCCACGCUUUAAAGGCAUUCUGGGCAAGGAUUUUGGGAAGUGCUUGGGUCCUACGCAAUCGGUAUCGCGAACAGUAGCAGCUGCCUCCUUCACAUUUCGGCGAGGAUAUAAUCAGCUCGGCACAGGCACGGCGGUUGUUCCGAACAGACGUGCACGGGUUGAAAUGUCAGACUCCAAGGCGGCAUUGCGCCUGAGGGCCAUCCAGGGCCAUAUGCAGAAUAAGGCGAUAUCAUCCGCGGCUUCCUCGUCCUCCUCCGCAUCCUCUUCGUCCUCUUCUCCCGCUCCGCAGCCUACUUCGCAGCAGCGGAGCCUUGAUUUUUCGGCGCUCGCAAGUCUUAUGCCCAACGAGGCCAAUAACACCACUGCGAUCUCGUUAUGGUACGUCGUUGCGACGGCUGCACUUCUCUCGUUCCACCAAGAGCCCGCAGUGGGAGAGCUAUGGAAAUACAUCAACGGCCUGAACAACUGCGACCAAACCACAAGAGUUACAAUUGCCCGGAGGAUUCGAGAAUGCUGCUUGAAAGCCAGCGUUCUCGUUGGCUUUCCUCGGGGAAUAAACUCUCUUUCCUCCCUCCAGUCCUCCAUCGAAAGCAAUUCUCCAGACCUCCUCCCCGUUCUAUCAAAAGAUACAUCCAUGCGCGCCCCGGUUCCUCUUGAAGAAAAACUCAAGCGUGGAAAGCACUUCUUCUCCCAAAUCUACUCCAACCAUACCGACCGUAUCCUGGCGAACAUGGGCAAGAGCUCGGGCGGAGACCUGAGUGACUUUGCUAUCAGGAGUGUGUACGGUGAACUCAUGGGUGAAAUGAGGAUUCUUAAUCCCAUGGAAACGGUCAUGAUGGAGUUUGUGUGCUGUUUGGCGGAUGAUGUUGCUCCGCAGGCUAAAGGGAACCUGGGAGCUACAGGCCAACAGGUGCUGGGCGCUGUGGAGCUUGUGAGAGAAAUCGCGAGACAGCUGGGCCUUGACAGGCCUGGAAACGGUGAUCAUUUUGGAUUCCUGGCCAAGGCAGAGACUUGGUAG